Paramecium sonneborni is the source of this 11564-nucleotide messenger RNA. The record is from the annotation of a GenBank genome assembly. NCBI's taxonomy places the organism in Eukaryota, Ciliophora, Oligohymenophorea, Peniculida, Parameciidae.
AUGCGAAUACCCUAAGCUUUUUUCGAAAGCAUGGUAAAACGAUAUAAAAGACUAAAACAAAAUGAUUCUGAAGAUUACAGUUGGAUUGAAACUACAACUAAACCAUUAAUAGAUAGAAUUUCAGACUUUGCAUAAUGUAAAUAAUUACAAGAUCCUAAAUACAUAUAAAUAAUCAGUGAAACCAUAGACAAAAUACUAGAAGCAGCAGUUGCUUUAUUCUAGGAAUAAAAUUAAAAUCCAUGUAUUUAAUUACUUGGAGAAUGUGAUUCUAUUUAAAUUUGGAAUUUGUCUUUAUAGUGUUGUGAUUUUAUUAGAACUUGUGGAAAUCCUAAAAUUGGUAUUCAUUUAAAUUUUAAAGAAAGUCGAUAUGAUAUUCAGUUAUGAGCAUAUGUUAACUUUGAUAUUCCAUAACCCAGAUUACGAUUUAUCAAAAAUUUACAAAAUUAUAUAGUGUAUGUAAUUUCUAAUAGAAUCCUUAAAUACAUCUAAAAUUUGCAAAUUUAAAAGUAUAUAAUAUAUAUUAAUUUUAGUUGAUAUCUUUGAAAGAGUAUUAUUAAGAUUUAUGUAUAUCAAUGCAUUCUUUUAAAAGAGCAUUUAUAACUUAAGUGAUUUAGAAUAAUAAGAAUUGUUCUAAUUUUAAUUGGAUCAUUGCAUUUUAAAGUUCAUCUUUCCAUCUGAUGAUAUGAUCAAUUAUCAAAGAUAUUUAGAAAUGAGUAAUCUUCGUAAAAUCUUAAAAAAUCCUCCCCAUUCUUUUGAAGUGUAAUUUGAUUCUACUAAAAAUCCUUAUGAAUAAGCUAUUUAUAUUAUUGAAGAUAAUAAAUUGUAGAAAGAUAGCAUACUAUUUGAUUAAGUCUUCAUUAGAUUACUCUGUCAUUAUUCAGGAACAGAAUUAUUAAUAUAGAAAAUGUUUAUCAGCAAUUAUAUAUUCCAUUUUAAGUGUGUCUUUUAGGAACUUCAAUUAGUCAACAAUAAGCAUAUGUUGGAUAUAUCUAAUAGAUUAAUAGAUUAAAAAGAUUUUCUAUUUCUUUUAAUACGAAUGAUAGCUAUUAAUAAAGAAGAAUCAUUAAAUGAUAUUUUAGUAUAUAGUCUUCAAUUUAUUAAAUCCAAAUAAAUUCAACUCUAUGAACAUAAUAGUAAUUUUUUAGAAAACUUAUGGUUGUUUGAACUUUAAGGAAUACAAGAUUUUUUAAUGGAAUGGAAACAUGAAUUUUAAAUUCCUGAAGGUAGUUUCUAUGAAAUUAAAUUUUCAUUAAGUCCAAAAUUUUAAAAGAUAUUCUUUCAAUAAUUGUUGGAUUAAUAAUUUACAUAAAUCUUUAAGAAACAACCUAAUUAUCAAUAGUGGAAUAACAUUAUUGUUUAAAUAAUAAGAAAAUCGUUUUUAGAUGAUGGAUAAACUAGAUUGCCUUAUCAUAUUUUGAAUGCUUUAUUGUCUUAUUCAGUGAAUUUAAUAAUUGAAAUUCCAGGAAAUAAUUAAAAUUAAUAAUUAGAUUAUUAAUUGGAAACAUAAAUUAUUUAAGGAUUGCUUGAAAUUUUAAGUAAUUGUUGUAAAUCAUAGUAACUUUAACUUCAAAUUAGAGGGUUUUAAUUAUUAAAUUAAUUAAUAACCUAUUACAAAUAAGAAUUUGAUUAAGUUUAAAUAUAAAAUGCUUAAUCUGAAUUUAUGAUGCCUGUACCUGAAAGAUAUCAUAAAUUGUUAUCAGAAAUUUGGUCAAAUAAAAUAUUGGAAAACAGUUUAUAUAAAACUUAAUUAAAUGAAUAAUUAUACAUCUAUUUAAUAACAUUAUUAGCUAUAAAUAUGGGAGAGAAUCCAGGAAGGGUGAGAGAAUUUUAUGAAAAUAAUAAUUUACAAUAUUUAAUUGAAAGAAUUAUGGAACUAUUGAAGAUAUGUUCUAGAGGAUCUAAUUUGAUAGUAACAAUAAUAAAUUUAUUGAUUGCUAUAAGUACUAAUGAAUAAGCUAUAUCAUUGGCUUUAUCAUCAACUAAUGAAAAGGAUUAAUAAAAAUAAGAGAAUUUAAUAAAGUAGAUAUUUAUUAAAUGCUAUUUACCAUCAGUUGAACUUUUACAUGAUCCUACAGUAAGUGAAGAUUUUGCUAAAAAGAUUAUAAUGUUAUACAGUCAAAGUCAUUAAGCUAAAAAGUAAAUAGAAAAGGUUAUUGAAAAUACAUUUGUUGCAAUUUCACAAUUGGUUGAUUUGAGUAAAGAUAAAAUAGAAGAAAUAGUAAGUAAUUAAGAAAAAUUAUAAUCAUUUUAUGGAUAUUCAAAAAGUCUUUAAGCUUUGUUAUAAUUGUUUAUGUAAUUACAACCAGAGAAGAAAUCUUCAUAGUAUAGAUAAUUUUAAGGAUAUGAGGAACUACAACUGGAAGAAGCUUAGAGAUAAAAAGACAUGUUAUUCAAUUCAUUGUUAAAAAAUUAAAAGUUUGUUGAUGCUUUGGAGAAAAUCAUUAUGAGUCCAAUUCUGAUAGGAAGCAAGAAUAAAGAUAAAUAUGUUGAACAUUAUGUUGGGAUAUUAUGCAAAAGAAAUAAAAUAAAUCCAUUUACUUCGUUAUGGAAAGAAUUAGAUUUAAUAUCUUAGAAUUAUAUGAUAAUAGGAGAUUAAAAGAUUAUUGAUAUAGGUAAGUUAGUUGAUUAUGAUGCUUUAUCAGUUCAUAUGAGUUAUAAAUACUUUUUUAGAAAGAUCAUAAAACAUAUAUCUCCUUAGACUUAUAGAGGGUUUUAUAUUUUAAGUCGCUUUCAUUUAAUACAUUAUUUAAUAAAGAUUUGUGUUAGUUAAGGAGGAGUAUAACAUUAAGAUAUUCAUUUAUUGAUUGCUCAAUUAUUAUAAAUUUAUUUCUUAUCUUCACAACAUGCUGGAUUUCAUGAAUCUAUAAUGAUGUUUAUGGCUGCAAAAUCACAGAUUUAAAGAUUCUAGAAUAGUUAUGACGAUGAUUCUCAAAUUAGAAAAAGGAUUAGUAAAGAUAAUUAAAUACCUCUCUAGGAAUCAUGCGUAGAUUUAAUUAAUAAAUUAUAAUUAUAAGCUACUGUAGAAUAAAAGGAAUUUAUCGUUAAAAAAUAUGGAGAAAUAACACAAUUAUUCUUUAUCAAUUUUUAAGAAAAAUAUUAAUAAAUUAAAGAGUCUUAAGGAUUAAAAUUAAUUUAACAUGUUACUUAUAUGUAAGACAUUCUUAAAUCCUUUAAGUUUUUUUUAAAUCUAUUUCAAAAUUUAGAAUAAUAAAAUUAACCAAUAUAAUUUACAUUUAUUUGUUAUUAAAAUAAAUCAUUUUACUUAGAUCUAAUUGAUAUGAUGAAAUAUUUAGAUAAUGUUUAAAAAUAAUCAUUAAAUAAUAACAAUAAAGAAUAAGAAGUUGUUAAGAAGAUUUUACCUAGUUUUAUUGAAGCUUUUAAUUUACACAUAGAUAAUAUUAUAAAAUAAUCAUUUUUUAGAAAAAUGCUUUUAGAUAAAAUUUAUAUUUCUGAUUAAUGCAUAAUUGAUCCAUCAUAAUUAGAGUAGGUUUCUAAUGAAUUGAUACUUUCAUAAACUUAUUUACUUAGAGGAAUGAUUGAUUCAUUACUUUAAGGUAAUUGUGAAGGUCAAUUAAAGAAUUUAUUUGAAUAACUUAUUUAAAGAUUUUAUUUAAUUAAAGAUAUUUAAAUAUAAGAUCUUAGAAAAUUGGGAGGAUUAGAAUAGAAAGAUUAAGUACUUGCUUAAAAAGAGCUUAUUUAAUUAUUGUAAGGAAAUGAAACAAAUGAAUAGAGGUAAACUAUUUUUGAUAGACCAGAAAUCAAGGGAAUUUUAGAAAAAGUAUGUGAAAUAGGAAUUAAUUAAAAAUUAGCUAAAAAGGCAAUUCAAAGAGUAGAAAUUCCAGAACUAUCUCUUGUUCUUGAAAUGAUUUUUAAUGGAAGAAUAUCUGAUGAUGAAGAAGAUUUAGAUGAUCUACUUUUUGAAUCUGAAUAAAAAAGCGAAAAUUCAGAAACUUAAUAAAAUAAUUAAUAAAUUUAAAAUGAUUCCAAAAGAUUAGUUGAACAAGAAUAAAACUAAAAUAUUAUAACAGUUAUUGACAAUGACUUAUUUCUCAAGAUUUUAAAUCAAAAUUUCCCAUUAUUUGAUCCAUAAGUAACAUUAUAAGAAAGAAUUUCAUCAAUUAUAAACAAUUUUUAAUAGAAAUUAGAUGAAACCAUUAAUUAACUUUUAGAUUAAUAAUUAAACAAUUAAAAAUCUAAUAAUAACCUUUUAGAAUAUUUGUUCACGAUUGCUAAAAAACAGUAACAUGUUUAGAAAAUAUUGGAUUAAAUAUUUGUAUCACUUUAAGCCUUUAAAUCAUAAUAGACUUAAGAUUUGAAUUAAAAAAUGAGUUAAUUUAACAAUACUUUAUAAUGGUUAGCACUUCUGUAAUAAAUAUCUUAAUAGGAACAUGAAAAAUUAUACUAAAAUGUUGCUCUUAUUGAUUAAGACCCAUAAAAAGAAUAAAAAUUUGUAUUAUCUUUUUAAGAGAUUAUAAAGAUAGGGUUUGCUUUGAUUUAGGAAAUUAAUGAUUAAAUGAUAAUAUAAAGCUAAAAUGAGUAUUAGGAAUUAACUCAAAUAAAUGCCUCAGAAUUAAACUACACAUAAAUAUGUCAAAAAGCCCAAUAAAUAACAAAUAAUCUAAAUAUCUUAUAUGAGACUAAAUAUAAUACAUUACGAUUAUUCUGUAAAGAGUUAUAGGAAGCAUAAAAAUAUUUAACAAGAUUUGUGAUGAAUUAACAAAAUAAGCAUGAUUAAUUAAUAGAAAGAUAUUGGAAUUAGAUAGAAAUUUACAUAUAAUUUUUGAUAUAAAUAUGUAUAGUGAAUUUCAAUUUAUAAGAGGAAUCCUAAAAGACUCAUAACUUGUUAAGUGAGAUUGAUAUAUUUAUAAAUAAUAAUAAAGGUUUAAAAGAAUAGAGAGAUUCUACAUAAAAUAGCAUUUACUUAAGAUAGUUGAUAUAGAGGAGAUUGUUUUCUGAUAAAUUGGUAAUUACUUAAUUACUAUAAUGUUUAAAUAAUUUUGGUCUUCAUAAUUAGAGCAAGUUGUAUAAAUUGUUAACAAAAAAGCAGAAAGAAGACAAUUAAUCAUUAUUAUAAGUUUUGUUAGGAUUGAAAAUAUAUUCAAAUCAUAUGGAAUAUGAGGAAUCAUAACCAGUAUUUUUAGAAAAUUUGAUUUAUUUGAUAGGUAUAGAUAGUAGAACAGCAAAAGAUUUGAUAUUAGUAAUUUUGAAAUAGGUAAUGUUGAAUGAGCAUAUAGAUUGGCAUGCAUAAUAAAUAAAGAAUUUAGAUGAAUUGAAUUAAAUUCAGAUUCCUCAUAAAUAUAUUGAAUGCCCAUUAUAAUAUUUAUUAUAGUUUCAUCCUGUUUUGGUGAAUAAUCCAUUAGUUUAUAAGAUAAUAAUAGAAUAGGAAGGCCUUACAAUAAAUGAUAAGUUUUCAGAACUAUCUCGAACCCAUACAGUGAGAUAAUCUAUUUUAUAGGCAACUGGUAAAUUAACAAAAGAAUAAGAGAAAUUAUUAAAAGAGAAAGAGAAGGAAUUGCUUCAAUAAAUUUAGACUGAUAUCAUUAUUAAAUUUGAAUUGGAUCAUGUAAUAGAACCUUAAUUAAAUUCUAAUUUUAUUAAUUUGAUUGAUAUUAUAGCAUAAGCAACAGUUGAUAGAUUCUUUGAGGAGAAUUUCAGAUUUGUUGAAUAAGUGUUCAAUAUUAAAUUAAACUAAUAUAAAGAUGAUAAUAGAAUGUAUUUAUAUGGAUGGGAUCAAUUGUUAAGGAUAAUUGAGAUGUUAAUCAUAAAAAUACCUUAAUUAAUAUUAUAUAUACGAUAAUUGAAGGUAUCUUUACCAAUUUAAGUUGAGAAUAAUUAGAGUAAUAAGAUAACAUUCUUAGAAUUUAUAAUUAAAUAUUUAACAUGGGUAGGAAUUGAUAAACUCUCCAAUUUUAUGCAUAAUUAUUUAAGUGAUAUUAAUAUUUUGUCAUUUGCUUAUGGUGUAAGUUUAGGUCAGGAAGUGUUAUAAUUGUUGUUGAAUGAAUUAAGAAUAGAUUAUGAUAAUAGUAAUGUUAUAUAGAAGUUUUAUCAUGUGUUAUAAUUAUUAGUGUUAUUUACUUAAACAUUAACACUUUAGAAUUGUUUAUUGAUAUUGACUGAUUAGAGAUCAUAAUUGAAUAUAGUACCUAAAAUAAUCAGUACUCUCAAUAAUGUAAGAGAAUGUGAGAAUAAACAAUUUGUUAAAUUGUAUCAAUAAACUAUAGCAAAAGUAUUGGAACCAUUUUUAUAAUCUUAAGUGUAUUUUGAACAUAUCAGAUUAGGUAAAUUUGGUGAUGUUUUUAGACUUUAAUAGAGUAUUUAAAAUGAUUCAUUUCAGUUUCAUUAUCUUCAUUGUCUAAAAAAUUAAGUGAUUUGUUAUUAAUUAUAUCCUAAUUUUAAAAGUACUUAAGGUUCAGCCUAACAUUUUGUUUCGCAUCCAUAGGUUCAAUAAACUCUUAAAGAUGAACAUCAAUAAGAUAUUAUUUGGCCAUUGUAUUAAUCUAGAAGAAACUUGAAUAACUAAAAAAAUAACAAUUAAAAAUAAUAUGAUGAAGAUUAAAGCGAUUCAGAUUCUGAUUAAGACAUUUUAUAAAUUGAAAAUUGUCAAAUCAAAUAUAGAGCUAAUUAUUCAAGUAUUAAUUCAUGGGGUGACUAUUAUUCAUAUGAAAAUGAUUUUAUGGCGAAAUGUGCUAUCAAUAGAGAUGAAGAAAGAAUUCAUAAAGAAAAUUAACACAAUAUCUUUCCCUAAAAAGAAUUAAAUAUUCUUUUUUGUAAUUUGGAUUAAAAGAUCUAUCAGUUCUAAUUACCUGAUUUUAAAAUUUCAACUUAAAAUAUCAUCUAUUAAUAAAAUGAUUACAAAAAUUGGAUUACCUCUGUCGUGGGUUUGUAUUUUAGUUCAAAUGAAUAUUUUGAAAAUAAGAAAUCUUUAAUUUCUAAAGCUUAUGAAAAUUAAUUAAAAUACACUGUUGAAUAUAUACAUUCUAUAAAUAGAUUACUAUUAUCAUCCCCUUUAUAUCAUACUAAAUAAGUUGAAUAAAUGUAACACUAUUUAUCUUAUUAUUUAAAUGGAUCAUUAAAUCAUUUCUAAAUUUAAUCUGGAACUGCAUGUUUUUACUCUAAAUUUGGUUAAGCACCCAACCAAAUUUAAUAGGAUUAUUAAGGUAAUUCUUUAUCAAUUAAUAUUAAUGAAUCAUCAUUAUAAUAAUAAAGAAUUUUAACUUAAAUUUCAUGUAAUGUUUUAUAAAGUAGAGUUGUACUUACAGGAAUGCCAAAUGAUUUACAUGAUUAAGCAAUAUUAAAAGCUAAAUUACAAAGUCUCAUUCAUCCAGAAGAUAUUCUUACCUGUUAACCAAAAUUAAUUGAUAUACCAAAAAGAGUGUUAAUUUAACCUGAUGAGUAAUAACUUUAAAUUACUGAUAACAUAAUCUUAGAAAUGUUUAUUUCUUUAUUGUUAGAUUAAAACAGUUUUCCAUAAUUUCCAUUUAAUCUCUUACGUUAAAUAAGUAAAAGUUCUCGCUUAGGAUUCAAAUUACUUAUUUAAUUGCUUAUAUUAUAUUAAGAAUAAAAAAAUAAUUUAGAACUCACACUUAAAAUUUUAUAUUUAGUUAGUUAAAAGAUACCUUCAAAUAAUCUUAGAGAUCUACUAUCUGAGUAAUUAUAAAUCAGUCCAAUUCUAAAUAAAAGAGAAAAAGCAAAUCUAGCUAAAGGUUAAUAAAUUAAAGAGUAGUUUAUUAUAGAAGAAGAGAAUAUUGAUGAAUAGACUUAAGAAGAUGAUCUUGAAAAUCCAUUAGUAUUUUUGAUUAAUCAAAUCAAUAUUUACUCAGAAAAAAACAUUUCAUUUAUAACAUUAUUUCAUAAUUCUGAGUCAUAUGUACCAACUGAAAAAAGUAUAAAAAAAUUUUAUUUAUUCUAGAUAUAUUACUUACACCUUUAUUAGCCAAUUAAACCAAUUUGCACUUAUAAUACUUAAUUUAAAUUAUUAGAGGUUCUCUUAUGAUUACAUCAGAUGAUAAUAAAGAUAAGACCAAAAAGGGGGAUGAUGAAAAUCUAUAUAAAAUUAUGAGAAGGUAAGCAACUUAAUCUAAUGGUGGAAUUGAUGAAAGUAAAAUUUUCGAUUUGUUUUGUUAAUUAAGCAGAAAUGAAGAUCUCUAAUUUCAUGAUUUAAUCUUAAAGACAUUUACUGAUAAAAAUUUAGAAUCUUAAGAUGUUUGGGAUUAAGCUUCAUUUGCAUUUAAAUCACUUCAAUUUAAAUCAAAUGAAUUUUAAUCUCCAUUCAGAUAAUCAUCUAAUGUAUCCAUUAUCUAAAUGUAACCUCCAUUACCACCUUAACCUAAAUAACCAGUUCCUUCAUUUCCUGUUUCUUAAAUGUCAAUCUUACAGUAACAUUAAUAAUUAUAAUAAUUUUAAUCGAUUAGAUAACAUUCAUAAUAAAUAUAAGCAUUACAUUAAUCUAAAUUAUAAGAAGAUUAAUUGAAAUAGUAAUAAUAGUAAUAAUAGUAAUAGUAAUAAUAAUAAUAAUAGUAAUAGUAAUAAUAAUAAUAGUAAUAGUAAUAAUAAUAAUAAUAAUAAUAGUAAUAAUAGUUAUAAUAAUCAUUAUUAUCUAUAAAUGAAGAAUUAGAUGAAAAUGAAUCAAAUUCAUAAUUAUCUAAAAGGGAAAGAAAGAUUAGUGCUAAAAUUUCUCAUGUUGAAAUUGAUAUCAUUACUUCCCUAUGUAGAACUCUUAACAAUCCACAAUUAAGAGAAGGAAAUUCAAAUGAAAUAAUUAAUAUUUUGAAUUCGUAUGCAAGUGAUAAAUUAAAAAUUGAACAUGCGAUAAAUGAAUUAACAAAAUAUAUUAUUUAAUAAUCAAAAAUUUUCAACUUUGAAUUAGAUAAAAAAAGAAAAUAACUUAGAGAAAUUACAAGUUAAAGAGAAAAGAUAAAAGAUUACGAUCCUGAACAAUUUUAAACACUUAAUAAUACAGAAAAUGAAAUAAUCAAAAAAUUAAAUUAAAAAACUCCUGAUCCCAAUAUUAUUCAAAGAUGUUUUAUUGCAAUUACAGGAUUUCUAAAUCUUAAUUUAAUGGUAUCUGAUUAAACUAAUAAAUAAGUUAUAAAACCAAGUUCAACAUAAACUAGAUAAUAAAUUUAAUUAGAUAAAAAGAAAUAUAAAUUAAAUUAAUAAGGUAAAAGUGUUGAUACUACAAGUGAUAUUGACUAAUAAGUCAAAAAAGAUAUUAGAACUAGAUUCAUUAAUGUUUUAUAAACUAGAUAAACACAUCAUUUAUGGUUAAACGUUGUGGAAACCUUACUUUUGAUUUUUAAUUACAAAGGGUCUAGAUCAUUAGAGUUAUUAUAAAAAAAACUAUAUCCACUUUUGGAAUGUUUUUUAAGGCUUUAUUAAAAUGUACAUGAGGAACUGAAUUCUUAAGAAUAUUCAGAAAAAACUAAUUCAGAAACAAACUUUUUUGAGAGGAAUUUAAGUGGUUCAGCUACCAACUCUCUUUAAUUUGGUUUAUUAUAAACAUAAACAAUACAUUUAAAACGAUCUUUUUCAUCAGUAAGAAAUGAGAAUGAAAUGUAAAUGAAAAUUGAUGAAUUGUUUACCUAUUUAUGUAUUAAUGGAAAAAGAAUAAUUAAUUAUUUAAUUAAUCAAAGAUUAUAAUAAAUAACUUAUGAUUUAAAAUUAAGUCAUUCAUAAAAUCCUAUAAAAUUGUUUAAAGAAACUGAUCCACUUGGCUUUGUAUUUUUUAAAAUGAGCUAAAUUGUUUCUUUUCAAAAUAAGAAACAUUUUUUUGAAAUGGAUUUAGAAACCUUAAAAAUUAAUGAAAAACCUAAUUAAAGAUAAAGGGGGAGAUAAAGUGAAACUAUUGAAUUUAAUGUUGAAAGAGAGAAGAGAUUAUAAUAAUCUUUAGAAAAGGUUUUGCAUGUUGAAAAAAAUAAAUUCAGAAGAUGUGAAAUUAAAAUUAAAUAUUUAGGAGAAAAAGGAUAAGAUGAAGGAGGAAUAAGAAAGGAAUGGAUGACUAAUCUUGUAAAAGACAUAUUACAAACUGAUAAAUUUGAAUUAACUACUAAAAGGUUUUAUAAAAUUAAUAAAAAUAAAAAAGCUACUGAAGAUAUGAAUUAUUAUAGGCUUUUAGGUAGAAUCGUAGCAAAAAGUAUUUAUGAUGGAUUACUGUUACCUGUAUAUUUUAUUCCAACGAUUUUUAAAAUGAUUCUACAAAAGAAACCUAAUUUUGAUGAUUUAGAACAUUAUAAUGAAGGUUAUUAUGAUACUUUUAUUAAAUUUAUGAAUGAUGAGACAUAGGUUCAAUAUAAAGAUUUAUUUGAAUUUUGGAUUCCAGAAGAAUAUGCUUAAUUAAUUGAAUAAAAUAAAAAGUAUAUUUUUACUGAUAUUCUCUAAGACUAUUUAGAGAAGAAUCCAAUAGAAAUCAAGUAAGAAUAACCUAUUGAAUAGCAAAAUUAAUUAGAUUAACAAUAAUAAGGCUAAAAAAAUAAAUAAGAUUAACCAUAACAAAAAGAUUAACCAAAAUAAGAAUAAUAGUAAUAAUAAUAAUAAUCAUAAUAAUAAUAAUAAUCAUAAUAAUAAUAAUAAUAAUAAUCAUAAUAAUAAUAGUAAUAAUAAGAAUAAGAAUAAUAAUAAUAAUAAUAAUAGUAAUAACAAUAAUAAUAACAAUAAUAGUAAUAAUAAUAAUAAUAGGAACAAUAAUAAUAAUAAUAAUAGUAAUAAUAAUAAUAAUAAUAGGAAGAAUAAUAAUAGUAAUAAUAAUAAUAAAAAUAAAAUUAAGGAGUUCCUUUUAAAUAAGAUUUGAUUCAAUAUUUCUUAUAAAAGAAUUAAGAUUUGAAUGAUUCUUAAUAAAAGAAAAAAUCAGAGGAUAUAACUGCUGAAGAUAUGGAAAAUAGAGAAAAAAAAAGAUUAAUAAGAAAGAACAAGAAAAAAUAAUUAAGUGAUGAAGCUCUUAAAUAAAUAAAACUAUAAGAUGUAUUCUUAUCAUUAUAAUCUAAUGUUACUGUAAAACACAAAAGACUUAUCUGCGAAGUAAUUAGUAAAAAGUUGAUGAUUGAUGAAAUCAAAGGUCAAAUCUAAGUUUUAAGAGAAGGAUUCUUUGAUAUAAUUCCAAAAGAGUAUUUUUCUUAUAUGGAUUGGAGAGAUUUAUAGAAAUUAAUAAUUGGUGUUCCAUCAGUAGAUGGUAAUAAUUAUUAUUAAAUAAUUAGUUGAUGAUCUUUAAGCAAAUACAGAAUAUGUGAAUUACGAUAAAAAUAAUUAGACUGUUUUAUGGUUUUGGGAGGUGUUAAAAACAUUAACUGAUUCAGAAAAAUCUGAUUUUUUAAUGUUCUCAACUGGAAGUCCUUUAGUACCAUUUGGAGGAUUUAAAAAUUUAAGAGGACCGAAUGGACCUAAAAAGUUUUCAAUAUCAAAAGAUUUUAAUUCUGAACAUUUUAUUAAAGCUCAUGCAUGGUAAUAUUUAAUUAUUUAAUUUUAUUAGUUUUAAUAGAAUUGAUUUACCUGAAUAUAAUUCAAAAGAAAUUGUAAGAGAAAAACUAUUAAAAUCAUUAAAAGAAUCAGGAUCUGGAUUCGAUUUGAGUUGA